This is a messenger RNA of Symbiodinium necroappetens, 627 nucleotides long. The record is from the annotation of a GenBank genome assembly. Lineage: Eukaryota; Dinophyceae; Suessiales; Symbiodiniaceae.
AUGCAGAGCCACGAGCUCCUGGAAAGCGAAGACGAUGUGUUGACAGCCAAAAGCAAUCAUGCUCUCUUGCUCUAUGCCCUGGGGAAGCGCACCGAAUCGGCGGCGCUCUACAGCGACGUGCUGCAACAAGCUGAGCGUGUGUUCGGGGCCUACUCGAGCCAGGCUGUUGCUGCACGUGCGGACCUGGAAGAGCUUCGUCGCAGAGAGGCGAGGCAGCAGAAAGCUCCGAUCGAGAUCGCCGGGAACUCGGGACAAUGCUCGAAGAAAAGUGGCAAAGAGAAUCAUGACGGGCCAGCACCAGGGCAGUACGACCAGAACGCUUUCAAGCACAGUGGCCAGAUCCGGAGGGCUCCGGUGUACACUGCGCAGGGCAGGGAGGCUUGGCGUGACCCUGUGGCCGCCCCGGGACCCGUGCCAGGAGAGUGCGCCAUAAGGUACAAUGUCGAAAGGGCAUUGCGCAACGGGAAGAUCACUCCCUUCAAGCCACUUUGCGAGAGGGCCACGGUGAAGCCGGGGCCUGGCCACUACAAGUUACCCUCCAUCGGCGAGAGGAAUGCGUACCCCCACAUUGAGAAGCCGCCUCUCUGGAAGUUCUUGCAAGAGCCACGGGGUCUGCUGCCAACCUAG